This is a messenger RNA of Notothenia coriiceps (black rockcod), 2267 nucleotides long. It is a transcript of the gene fbxl22, whose product is annotated as F-box and leucine-rich repeat protein 22. NCBI's taxonomy places the organism in Eukaryota, Metazoa, Chordata, Actinopteri, Perciformes, Nototheniidae. Gene Ontology annotation, cellular component: cytoplasm. The record is from RefSeq and is a predicted model, not a curated record. The coding region runs from base 264 to 950 and encodes 228 amino acids. The transcript has 2 exons. Gene Ontology annotation, molecular function: protein binding.
AAACAUCUGUUGGCUCUCAGCAGCGGUUACCACCUGUUGAGGGCAAUGACAGAUGGAAAGGGAGCGUAUGUCUCCAACACUUCCAUCUUUGACCGUGCCGCCAGUUGUCUUCCCAAAAUAGCCCGCUCUCCCCGGCCUUAUAUGUGCAGGCCUGCAGCGUGUGCCUGCGGAGGCAUCAUGUAUCUGGGCCACACAAUACAGCUUGCUAGCGCAUUGUUGCUGCUAUCCACGAGGCCUCUCUUUCUGUCUCGGGACGGCUAACCAUGCAUGUCACCCAGCUCGACCACGAGUGUCUCCUCCACAUUUUCUCUUACCUAGACAAAGAAAACCGGAAGAGUUUGUCCCUUACCUGUCACCCGCUGCGCGAGGUCUUCCUGGACCCCCGCCUCUGGACCGUGCUCCACUUCAGCUCCCCUUGUCAGCUGACCCGGGACAACUUCGUGCUGGGACCCUCGUUACGGUACCUGACGGUCUGCUGGUUCUCGAGCAGGGUCCUGCAGGUUUGCAACAUCGAGGACUGGCUGAAGAGCUCGUUUCAGAAGGACAUCUGCAGCAAGCACGAGAACCUGGUCUCCACUUUCCUGGCCCAUGUCUGCCACAUGUGUCCCAACCUGCUCUGGCUGUCCCUGUCUGGCUGUGGACACAUCACCGACCAGGAUGUGAUCUCUGUGCUGCAGAGCUGCAGGAAACUGCGCUGCCUUCACCUGGAGAACUGUGUCCGUAUCACCGACUGCAGCCUGCAGGGUGUGGCAACACACGGAGAAAGUCUGGUGGAGGUAAAGGUGGACUUCUGCAGGAACGUCACUCAGGCAGGGCUGCAGGCUGUCAAAGAGAAGAGGCCGUGCAUCCAGCUGAGCGCAGAGAGGAGCGCUGAUAUGAUCCCCGACAGCAAGCCUGAGGAGAGGCUGCCACUCAGGAGGACUCUGCAGAAAGUCCUGCAGUUCACCUGAUAGAAGAGCUGGACCACAAGGAAGGGCAUUUAUUUCAAUGUUUAACUUAUUUAAAGACUUGACUGUGAAGUAUUUUUGCUCAAAUUGGUGUCUAUUUAUUAGAUGUGUUUUGCACCUAUUUUGUACUUUUAUACAAUACACAUUGAAUAUGAGUCUUCCUUAAAAAUACAUGUGCCUUUUUAAGCUGUGUCUGUUCCAUGUUAUCCUAACCAGGGAUAAUUCCAUUCAAUCUCAAAAUUAAAUUUUAGGCUGUGCCUUAAUCGAGAUACUUCAGUAAGUACACUGUGUAUACUAUGUACUUACUUGCAUAGUGUGUGCAGUUCAUUACGGUAUUAAAGCGAAGUGAGACACAGCAUUAGGGUAUUCAUUCACAGGUUGCCUUAUCAGUAAUUCACCAGCAACAAACAUUGAAAUGCAGCAUUGAUAUGAUUCCAUUCUUAAAGAGUUUGUCACUUGUGAAAAAAUGCUUCUUUGUCAAAGGUUAGUGAGACGAUCAAUACAACUACAACUACCACGUCUAUAUGUUAACUUGACCUUACAGUCAGGCUAGCUAUUUCCAGUUUUUUAUGCUAAGCUAUGCCAAGCUGCUGCUCCAGCUAUUGACCAUUCAGAUGCAGGAGUGGUAUCCAUAUUCUUAUCUUAUGCUCAACAAGAAAGCAUAUUAGUGUUUCCCAAGAUGUCAAACUAUUCCUUAAAUAGAACUUGAUAGUUUGAUUAAGAUAUAACACACUUUCCCCAGAGGACUUUCGCGCUCCUACACAGUACGAAAGAACAAAAGGUGUGUGUGUGAUCUGUUUAUGUUGCGAUAAGAUGUCAGAGCUGGGAGGAAGAGUUCUCCGAGGACAAAUUGUCCCUGCGCCUGUGAUUGGAUUUACGCUAUAUAAGGUUGUGAGACAUAUGCAAGUAGGUUGAGUGCAUCUGUCUGUAAAUGCCAUGUGACCAAUGUACCGCUGCAGGAUGCUGCCCAUCCUGUGAGUGCAUCUCUAAAGAAUCAACAUUGAUUUUCACACAAGGUCAAUUUAAUGAAGAAGCCUUGUUUUCUAUUCCUACAGGACAUGGGCUCAGAUAUUUUUCUUGAACUGAGUGGAGCAAAUUUAAACUUUUCCUUUUUAAAAUGUUACAAUACUGUUUUUCUAUGAACUGUGUUUUUUUACUUGGUGUGUAUGAGUGUUGUUUAUUUAUAUAUUUAAAGAAAAGGACCAUUGCUUUGCUAUUACAAAAGCAAGCACAAAUGGGACCAGGAUUGUAUGUAUGAUUUCUACUUUGGCAACAAUGAGGUGUGUAUUGAUCCGUUGUUGCAGUAUUAAAGAGGACGUA